AUGGAAGAAUGUCGUCAUGAUGAAUACGCUCCAGCACAAGACUCGUAUUAUGAAGACGAAAUGAUUGACACUCUUUCUCUUUCUGAUCUUCUGAUAUACGACAAUAAUGUAGAUGCACAAGACUUUUAUCGAGUUGAUGAUCCAAACCCUAAUCUUGACGAUGAUGCUGAUCAGUUUGAGUUUUCUAGUGAGCUUUUGAUGACGUCUGUCAGCAGCAACGUUGUUUUUUGCGGGAAGAUCAUUCCUUACAAAGAACCUAGUGUUUCUCAAAACACCCACAAGCUCGAAAGCAAGAAGCAACAGAAACAACACAAACAAAGAUGGAGGUUGGUUACGUUUUUCAAGAAACCGGGUAAAUCCAAAGCAAAUGUUGAAUCGAAGAAACAUGAUCUGAAAUAUGAUGUACCAAUAAGAAGAGUAUCAAUCAUGGCUUCAGCAACGAAACCAAGAUGGUACCUGUUGAUGUUUGGGGUGGGAUCAAGUAGGUUUCCGGCACAAAUGCACAUUAGAGAUUUGAAAAAAAGGCAAACAUCAAUGAGUAUUAAAGAUGUGGAUAACAAGAUACGUGGUGGUGGGAUUGGGUCUUGGAGAUUGGUGAGGUUCUUGGGUUGUGCUGGCGGUGGAGGUGGUGACAGCCAUGAAACCAUCAUCCGAAAGCAAUCGUGA
Molecule: messenger RNA, 666 nt
Organism: Lactuca saligna
Lineage: Eukaryota; Viridiplantae; Streptophyta; Magnoliopsida; Asterales; Asteraceae
Source: the annotation of a GenBank genome assembly